Molecule: messenger RNA, 2763 nt
Organism: Gossypium arboreum
Lineage: Eukaryota; Viridiplantae; Streptophyta; Magnoliopsida; Malvales; Malvaceae
Product: ubiquitin C-terminal hydrolase 22-like
Exons: 3
Coding region: 379-2139 (586 amino acids)
Biological process (GO): protein deubiquitination
Molecular function (GO): zinc ion binding; cysteine-type deubiquitinase activity
Source: RefSeq, a predicted model, not a curated record
AAGGCAUAAUUUAUUAUAAAAAAAUAAAAACACCAAAAUGAAUGUUUCCUUCUUCAGCAAGUAUUCAAUAGCUUUUCUAUUUUCUAUUUCAUUCAUUCUUGGAAGAAUGCAUAAAAAAUAUAUAUACAUAAAAAAAGAAAGACAAAAAUUACAUUUUAUUUCUAAAAAGAUACAUAUGAAAUCCGAUCAAUGCAUGAGCAUGGACAAGAUCUGAUACAUACUCCCAACAUCUUCUCAUCAAACUCAAUGCUCCUUGACUAUCAAUCGAACAAUCUCAGCCGUUGAUCUUCCCCUUCCCUGAUCCAGAUCCAUGACCCUUAUGUCCUUCAUAUCUAGGGUUUCUAUUCCCAACGCGACUUUCACCACCCCGCCACCACCAUGUCUUCCAAGAUCAACGGCCACGUUUCGCCUCAGCCGUGUCCUCACCUCCUCGACUUCCGUUUCCGCAACGGCCCCAAGCCCUUUCGCGCCCUACAUGAUUGUAUCCGCGUCAAGCCGCCCGGCGGUCGCGCCGCCAUAAGGAGGGAACCUUCUGAGGUCCCACGAUGCGGCACGUGCGAGGAAUCUUCCCGUUCGAGACUCUACGCGUGCGUCGCAUGUGCCGCAGUGUUCUGUCACGCGCCUCUUCUUCACUCCCACGCGUCUGAUCACGCGCUUUCCAUCCCUGGUCAUGAGAUCGCUGUAGACGUCGACAGAGCUGAGCUAUUUUGCUGUGCGUGCGGUGACCAGGUAUACGAUCGCGACUUCGACGCUGCCGUCGUCCUCGCUCAGACUGUCAACGCCACCGCAACCACCUCCACUUCCGGAUCCACCGCAAUGCAGUGCAGCGUUGCUGGAUCUCAACCGGAGAAUCUACGAAAGCGCCGUCGAGUAGAUUAUCGUCCGUGGGAGCCAGAUUCAGGAGAACACAUCUCCAGGGGAAAUCAGUCGAUCCCUCUUCUGGACGCGACGAAUGCCUCAUUGGUUUCGUCAACACAACAACCUUGGGGAUUACGUGGAUUGAAUAAUUUGGGGAAUACCUGCUUUAUGAAUUCAAUAUUACAAGCGUUGCUCCAUACGCCGCCUUUGCGAAACUAUUUCUUAGGCGAUCGACAUAAUAGAUAUUAUUGUCAGCAAAAAAAUGGUGCUAUUAAUGGCACUAAAAAUUCAAGAUUGUGUUUGGCUUGUGACAUGGACGCGAUAUUCUCGGCUGUUUUCUCGGGGGAUCGGACUCCUUAUAGUCCAGCUAAGUUCUUGUACAGUUGGUGGCAACAUGCGGCAAAUUUGGCUAGUUAUGAGCAGCAGGAUGCCCAUGAAUUUUUCAUUUCCAUGCUUGAGGGAAUUCAUGAAAAGGUGGAGAAGGAUAAAAGGAAGUCCCAAAGUCCAGGCGGUGGAGAUUGUUGCAUUGCACAUAGAGUAUUUUCUGGUAUUUUGAGAUCGGAUGUCAUGUGUAUGGUUUGUGGUUUCACAUCCACAACAUAUGACCCAUGUGUAGACAUCUCCCUGGACUUGGAACCAAACCAAGGAGGUUCUGGGAAGUCUUCAUCUGCAAAAUCCCUUAAUUCUUGCAAUGUUGAGGCAGACUGUAUGCAUCCGAAUCAAAACGGUGGGAUAUCUACCUUAAACGGUUGCUUAGAACGAUUUACGAGAGCUGAAAAGUUGGGGUCUGACCAGAAAUUUUUCUGCCAAAAGUGUCAGGUGAGGCAAGAGUCCCUUAAGCAGAUGUCCAUAAGAAAGCUUCCCCUGGUUUCAUGCUUUCAUGUUAAAAGAUUUGAACAUUCAUCAAUACGAAAGAUGUCAAGGAAGGUUGACAGGUUUCUGCAGUUCCCAUUUUCAUUGGACAUGGCUCCUUAUCUUUCUUCUUCCAUUUUGAGGAGUCGAUUUGGAAACAGGAUUUUUCCUUUUGAUGGAGAUGAACAAGAUGCAUCCAAUGACUUGUCAACUGAAUUUGAGUUGUUUGCUGUUGUGACGCACUCAGGCAGAUUAGAUGCCGGCCAUUACGUGACUUAUUUGCGAUUAAGUAACCAAUGGUACAAGUGUGAUGAUGCAUGGAUUACUCCAGUUAAUGAGAGCAUCGUGAGAGCUGCACAAGGAUACAUGAUGUUUUAUGUACAGAAGGUGCUAUAUUAUAAAGAAAGUGAAAACCAAGGCACAUCAUGAUAUUGAUGAGAGAUAAGAAUUUGGUUGUUUGACUCAAAUCAUGCAAAGGCAUAAGGUGGUCUACAUCAUUUGAGAUUGUGAUUAAAUAUGGGCUAGUUUCGUAUACGAGGAAAACAAGUUGGGCCAGGUUUAAAUAUGGGCUAGUUUCGUAUACGAGGAAAACAAGUUGGGCCAGGUUGGUCAAAGUUGGGGACGGCUUGCUCUAUCAGUGCACUUCGAGGAUAAUUUAUAAUACUCAAUUAGAGUGUUAAGUGAGCCUAAAUUUUUGAGGCACUCCAAAUAUUCAGGAAAAUCAAGUUUAUGAGGUAUUGAUUCCUUAAAUUGAUUUCUGAAUUUCAUAGUCAAGUGUUGGCCUAUUUAUUCUUUUAUAUAUAUACAUAUAUAUAUACACCUUUGACCCUCUCAAAGGAUCCGCUGAGAGUUAUAGUAUACUAAUUGUUUCUCACAUGGAAUACCAUCAGACUGGAGUGCAAUUUUCCUUUUUUUGUCAUAGAGGCCAAGGUUUAUUUUGUUACUUGGAAAGCACUCAAUACAAAACCCUGAUUGUUGAUCUAAUAUUUACGUCUAUUAUGAACUCUGUAAAAAUACAAGCAGGCAAUAAAAUAUUUUAAGUUAAAUCUAAAA